UUUUGCCACGUUUGAGAUAAGUAAGGGAAGAGCAAAUUUAUUCCGAACAGAUCUCUUUCAUCAAGGAAACCGUCAUGAAGUGUGUUUUACUUAUUUUAGGGUUUUUAGCCCUAUCUGUGUUUGGUGCAGAUGAAGAAGACAAAGUCGUCGUUUUAACUAAAGAUAAUUUUGACAAAACCAUUGAAGAAAACCAGUUUGUUCUUGUAGAAUUUUAUGCACCAUGGUGUGGACAUUGUAAACAGUUAGAACCAGAAUACAAGAAAGCUUCUAUUCAGUUAGCUAAAGACGGUUCUGAUGUUGUAUUGGGUAAAGUAGAUGCCACUCAGGAAUCUGAAUUGGCUGAAAAGUUUGAAGUUAGAGGCUACCCAACAAUUAAGUUUUUCCGAGGUGGAAAGCCCUCAGAUUAUAGUGCUGGUAGACAAGCAGCUGAUAUUGUUAAUUGGCUGAAGAAAAAGACUGGUCCACCUGCAGCUGCUAUCAAAUCUGUUGCUGAGGGUACCAAAUUUAUUGAUGGUAAUGACGUUGUUGUCAUCGGAUUCUUCAAGGAUGAAGAUUCCACAGCAGCUAAAGCAUUUAAAAAUGUAGCCUCUGGUAAUGACGAUGUACCAUUUGGUAUCACAUCUGACGACAGUGUAUUUAAAGAGCACAGUGUAGAUAGAGAUUCUAUUAUCUUAUUUAAAAAGUUUGAUGAAGGUAAAAAUACUUUUGAUGGUGACUUUACUGUUGAAAAGAUUGAAGCAUUUGUUGGUGAAAAUCAGUUACCACUUGUUGUUGAAUUUACUCAAGAGUCUGCACAGAAAAUCUUCGGAGGUAAAGUAAAGAACCAUAUUCUUUUAUUUGUAAACAAAGAUGAUGAUUUUGACAAACAUUUGGAACAAUUCAAGGCCCCAGCCAAAGACUUUAAAGGAAAGGUUCUGUUUAUUUACAUCAAUACUAAAGAUGAAGACAAUGCCAGAAUUUUGGAAUUCUUCGGUUUGAAGAGUGAAGAUGUACCUGCUUUACGUUUGAUUACAUUAACAGAAGAUAUGACUAAAUACGUACCAGAAGAUAAAUCUAUUACUACAGAGAAUGUCAAAACAUUUGUUCAAUUAUUUUUAGAUGGCAGUCUGAAGCCUCAUUUGUUAUCUGAAGAUGUCCCAGAAGAUUGGGAUAAAAACCCAGUUAAAGUUUUAGUUGGUAAAAACUUCCAUGAAGUAGCCAAAGAUAAAUCAAAAGCAGUCUUAAUUGAAUUUUAUGCCCCAUGGUGUGGUCAUUGUAAACAAUUAGUCCCAAUUUGGGAUGAACUUGGUGAGAAAUUCAAAGGCAAUAAAGACAUUGUUAUUGCUAAGAUGGACGCUACAGCUAAUGAGUUAGCCGAUGUAAAAGUUCAGAGCUUCCCAACUAUUAAAUAUUUCCCUGCUGGAAGUGAUGAUGUUAUAGAUUAUAAUGGUGCCAGAACUGUAGAAGGAUUUAGUAAAUUUUUAGAAAGUGGAGGUAAAGAAGGUGCAGGAGCUGCUGAAGAGGAGGAAGAAGAUGAAGGUGAAGAGGAAGGUGAAGAAGAGGAAGGUGAAGAUGAUGGUGAAGAAGUACCACGUGAUGAACUUUAAGUCAUACAUCAUCUAGUCUGUAAUCAUAUAAAUAUAAUCUCAUUCAAUCGGAUGAAGUAGCAUCAAGAAGUUGGAGUAUUUCAUGGAGGGAAUACCAGGUCUAGAAUAAUCUAUAUCUUAAGAUAUGUAUAUAGUUAGGUGUUUAUUUUAUUUAAUGCUCUGUUAAGAUUUUUUUAAAUUGGAUAAUAAGAUCUUUCAUACUUUGAUGCUACUUUAUCUGACAUUCAUCACAACUGAAUUACUUACCUGUUACACAGAGGUAUUCAGGAAAACAUCUAAAUGUCCUUCCUUCUUUGUUAAGUUUUUUUUUUAAAUCAAUCUUAUAUUAGUUCUUUAAUCAAUUUGGCCUGGAUUCCCUUCAUGUGUUAGCUUGUCUUAGCCAAUCAUUCCAGUGGUGGAAGUCUGACUUUUCUCCUGCUUUUAAGUUAUUUAUCUUUCAAAGAGAGUGGUCAAUGUACAGGAUAAUUUGAUUGGUGUGCAUUAAAGAAACGUAGAUGAAUUGACCAAAAUGUCAUAAUACUGUUGGCUAAUUGUUUGGAAUAUAUUAUUCCAUGUGAAUUGUGUAUGAUGUGAGUUUAUUUUGAAACCAAAACUUUACUUUGGUUGUCAUACCUUUAAAUAAAAAAUUAAUGUGAAAUAUCAAAAUGUGUAUUAAAAUCAUCACAUGCUCAUUUUGUAUUAAAUCAGGAAAAUAAAAAAAUUACAAAAUUAUCAA
This is a messenger RNA of Lottia gigantea (owl limpet), 2301 nucleotides long. RefSeq lists its product as hypothetical. Gene Ontology annotation, biological process: response to endoplasmic reticulum stress; protein folding. Gene Ontology annotation, molecular function: protein disulfide isomerase activity. The record is from RefSeq and is a predicted model, not a curated record. Bases 75 to 1586 code for a protein of 503 amino acids. Lineage: Eukaryota; Metazoa; Mollusca; Gastropoda; Lottiidae. The transcript has 10 exons. Gene Ontology annotation, cellular component: endoplasmic reticulum.